Molecule: messenger RNA, 1877 nt
Organism: Trichoplusia ni (cabbage looper)
Lineage: Eukaryota; Metazoa; Arthropoda; Insecta; Lepidoptera; Noctuidae
Product: nascent polypeptide-associated complex subunit alpha, muscle-specific form-like
Exons: 11
Coding region: 339-1877 (512 amino acids)
Molecular function (GO): DNA binding
Source: RefSeq, a predicted model, not a curated record
UUUAUGAUCGACAUUUUCUAAAUCUAUUGGAAAUUAGUUUGCGGACGUAAAUUUCAUUUAUUUUCGUUUGAUAAGUUCCAGAUCUGCGAAUAUAUGAAUGCAUUGAAGACCUAUUCAAGCAUUGUUUAAAGGGACGAUAAACAGUGACGUAUGAACGUUAUGUGUAUGCCAAUAAGGCAAAAGUUUUUUUCGCGACCAUUAUAGCGGGAAAUCUACGUUGUGACGCGCACAAAUCGGGAUUAUUCGUCGCGAACGCUGGCGGAGUGUCGUAACAGCCUUGUUAUGUGGCCAUAUAUAUUUUGACAGUGGACUCGUGAUAAAAAUUGUUUUAAUUGACAAUGUCGGAGGAAAUGGCGGUGUCUGAUAACACAACAGGGGACGAAGCUAAAGUGAGCAACGAUGAGGCAGCGGCGGCGACGGUGGCAGAGCCCGAAGAGGUGACGCCCGAGGAUCCGAGUGAGCCUGCAGCUCCUGAAGCCGAGGAGACUCCGGCUCUAGCAGAAGCUGCUCCAGAACCAGACCCUGAACCGGAACCGGAACUAGAAGCAGAACAGCAACCAGAAGCCGAAGCGGAGCCAGAACCAACUACAGAAGUACCAGAAGUGAAGGAAGAACCAGAAUUUGACGAUGGAGACAGAGAUACUCCUCUUGAUACACAAGAUGACGUGGAUAUUAAACAAGAAGACGAACUUUCUGACCAGAUCGAUACCUACGAGCAUGGUAUAGGAGAUGAGAAGAGAGGCAUCAAACGGAGGGCCUCUGAUGCCUUCAGUGAUGGCCCUGAAGAUGAAUUCAUAGGUUUUGAUGAAGUCAAACAUGAUGUAAAGACAGAGGAUUAUUGUCGUAUUUUGGAGCGGCUCGAGGCAGAGGUGACAGCAGCUUCUAAAGACCUGGUGCCUCUGAGAACUGUUAUGGGCAUGCCUGCAGCACCUGGCAAGGCUUCAAAACGACCUCGGACAGACACCGACGGAUCCAGACCGUCUUCAGCACUCUCUUCAAGGUCUGACGGAGAAGGAGCUACUGAUCCAGCAUUACAAAUUAAGAUUGAGGAGAAAAAACCGAAGGCCAGCUCGGCGUCGUCCCCGGCGCAGCGCGGGCGGCGCGCCACCACGGAGAUGUCGUCGCCGCUGCUGCGCGUGCCGCUGGAGCGCGGCUGGAAGCGGGAGCUCGUGUACCGCGCCGCGCUCGACGCGCACUCCAGGAGGAACGCCGAUAUCUACUACUACACGCCCUAUGGGAAGAAGCUGAGGUCUACGAGGGAGAUCGCAGAACACCUGGCUGGCACCGGACUGACAGUAGAAAACUUCUCCUUCUUCAAAGAACCUCUCGGCGUGGACGACCCUGAGAAAGAAAUUAUAAGAGACGCGAAGCUGAUCCGUCGCGUGGACUCCCCCGUGGCGGCCACCGCGCCGGCCGCGGCCGAGGGCAAGCGCACGCCCAAGCCCAAGCAGCCCAAGGGCGCCAGCCCCGAGCCCGCCCCCACAAACAACAAGUCACCGCCCGCCAAGCUGAAGGUGAAAUCGAUGGGUUCCCGACUAAGUAACAGCGCGCCCCCCGCGGCCGCGCCCGCGCCCGCCAAGCCGCAGAAGAAGCCCGCAACACCCGCCACCACCAACAACGCCGACAACAACAACAGCGCCGCCUGGAAGAAGCCGAGUGCAAUUAACCCUCCGCUGCGGGUACUGAGCGGGGGCGAGUGUAGUGCGGUGUCGGCCAGGCCGUCGCAGCCGCUAGCCUCGCGGCCGCCCGCUAGCGCGCCCCCUCCCGCGCCCCCUCCCGCGCCCACUCCCGCGCCCUCCACUGCCGCGCCCGCGCAAGCUGUGGCCUCGCCUGCGCCCGCGCCCCCUGCGCAGAUUGAUGUACAGUAUAAGAAAUAG